Molecule: messenger RNA, 5788 nt
Organism: Toxotes jaculatrix (banded archerfish)
Lineage: Eukaryota; Metazoa; Chordata; Actinopteri; Toxotidae
Product: RNA-binding protein MEX3B-like
Exons: 5
Coding region: 168-2246 (692 amino acids)
Molecular function (GO): RNA binding
Source: RefSeq, a predicted model, not a curated record
UGUAGGGAGGGCUGCAUGGGGAGCUGAAAAGACAAAACAAAAGCCACAUUUCAACCAACAGGCGCUGGUCGCUUUUUAUUUUUUGUAAACCAAAACAAAUUUGAUUCAGUAUUCAUAUCGAUUUCUGUUUAACGGCAAUAUUAAAAAAAAAAAAAAAACAUUGCAUCAUGCCCAGUAGCACGUCUUUGCUGGAGGCCGACGAGGGAGAGUCCGAGGUCCCACCGCUGCUAGUGCACGCUUUCGCCGGUAUGGGCCUUGAUGAGCACCACGGCACCCAGAGCCAGACUCUCGAGCAAGGCGAUGAAAACCUCUCCUUUCACCACCUCCACCAGCUCCCCCCGGUUUCUCAUUUAAACCUCAUCGGUACGGUGCUAGACUUGAAGCCCCUGCCUAUGCAUCGGCCGCCCUCGGGAGAUGAAGUGAACACAACGCCAGCGCCCGAGGACGAAGAGCCGGAGGUUAUAGCCGCCGUCGACUCCUCGGGUUGCACCGGGUUGCUAGCGCAGGCCCAGCGCCACCAUCACCUCCCUUCGGGGCCGGGUGGCUCCGUGGUGCCGUCCAGGAUGGAGCCGUCGCACGUCGAGACGGUCUUGUUGUACAACGGAGACGAGCAGGAUGAUACCGGGGUCGGCGGCAGCGCCCUACCACCAGCUAGCAGCAUGGCGAUGCUGCCGUCCGGUGUGUACGGGGAGUCGGGCUACGAGGCCGAACCCUCGCUGUUGAGUCGGCGAAAGAGCGUCAACACGACCGAGUGCGUGGCUGUGCCGAGCUCCGAGCACGUCGCGGAAAUUGUGGGCAGGCAGGGCUGUAAGAUUAAGGCACUUCGAGCCAAAACCAACACUUACAUUAAGACACCAGUGAGGGGCGAGCAGCCGGUCUUUGUCGUGACAGGGCGCAAAGAAGAUGUGGCCAUGGCUAAGAGGGAGAUCCUGUCUGCAGCCGAGCACUUCUCCCUUAUCAGAGCCUCUCGAAACAAGACAGGACCGCUGUCUGCUGUGACUGGUCCAGGGACUCCCACUCUACCUGGACAGACGACCAUUCAGGUGCGGGUACCCUAUCGUGUUGUUGGGCUGGUUGUGGGUCCCAAAGGGGCAACCAUCAAACGCAUUCAGCAACAGACACACACCUACAUCGUGACUCCGAGUCGAGACAAAGAGCCUGUGUUUGAGGUCACCGGGAUGCCGGAGAACGUGGACCGGGCGAGGGAGGAGAUAGAGGCGCACAUCGCCCUCCGCACUGGAACCUGUGGGGGUAUUGAGACUCCAGGUGUAGACAACAAUGACUUUCAGUUCAACGGGACAGACGUGAGCUUCGAGAGUUCUGCAGCACCAGUCGGGUUGGGGGAGGCUGGGUGGCUUCAUACAGGUGCAUCGUCACCGGGUGGUGGUGGUGGUGGUGGUGGCUUGCUGCCAGUGAGCAUCAACGGUACUCAGCGAAUCAAUAGCAAUAUAAACAGUGGUGUCAGGAUGUCUUCCACCUACCGCAAUGACAGCUCCAGUUCCCUGGGCAGCGGCUCCAGUUCAGCUGAUUCUUUCUAUGGCAGCGGGAAUGGUAAUCGCUUGGCAGAUUUCAACCCGACCUCUCCGUUUAAUGCCAAUGCUAACAACAACAACAACAUUAAUGCUGGCAGUACAACUUUAUGGUUUGGCGAGAACCUUCUUCCUGUGGGGUCUGAGGAGCUGGUCAGCCUGGGAGGUGGAGGCUCCUCCUCAGGGUUUGACCCAUUAACCAUCUCCACUGCCCAAGCCUCGCUCCCUGCCGCACAGCCACACAUCUGGAGCCCGUUUGUGGACCACCAGCCCCUCCAGGCCUUUGAUGUUCUUCAGUCUCAGACCAGUCAACCUGGGACGCCCCGGCUCUCUCCAACCUUCUCUGGGACGGAAGCCUUGGAGCACCCUCAUGCCCAGCGUGUUCACCGAGGCCCCUUUGGCUCAGCUGGGACCCUUGAUGCCCACAGGUUCCCCUCUUACAGCUCGGCCUUCUCCUCUUCCAGUGAAAGCACCGCCUCCUCUUCCUCCCCUCCUGAAUCCUCCCUCUCCUUUCGACCGGGGCUCGGGUCAGCGGCAGGGAGAGGACAGGAGAUAUGUAUGCACUGUAUGGAUAACCAGGUGAUCGCUGCCUUGGUUCCCUGCGGCCAUAACCUCUUCUGUCUAGAUUGUGCCACCCAGAUAUGCCAGGGUCCAGAAGCUGUGUGCCCUGUGUGCACGUCCCCGGUCACACAGGCCAUUCAGCUCCGCAACAUGUGAUUUUUUUUUUAAUCCAUUUACCUUGAUGGCUGAUGAGGGAUCGGCCUCCCCAACACUACCAAUUCAUAAUGUGUGUGUGGGGGAAAUUACAAAACUGACCCCAAAUCAGUGUCUAAGGUGUGUCCUCACCCCAGUUUUGUCCAAGCUGGUGUUGACAAAGGUGAGGAAGAAUAGGUGAAUAAGGAAUGAUCUGUAUUUAGGGCAUGGGUUUGAGUCUUCAGCCCAUUCAUGUGCCUGCUAUUGUGAAGUCUUCUUCCUUGAUUGAUUGAGUGAUCAAUGGGAGGGUUGGAAGCCCUCUAUGUAGCAUCGGGUGGGGUGGGAAGGGAUAUAUCUAUAUAUUUUUUUCUCAUCAUAAUUUUCGUUUUGCAUUUUCUUCUCCCUGAAACAUCUAGUUAUCAGUUUUUGCCUACCUAUAUUUUACUGAUUUUUUUUUAAAAGUCCUUUGAACUCUUAGAAAUCUAUAUUGAACUCCAUUAGAUACACAAUGUUUUUUUUUGUCUACAUCUCAAAAGUUUUUUAAAAACUUUUGCUGCUACAGUUGUUUUUAUGUGCUGAAAUGUGGCCCAACUCCUUUGCCUCUCAAUUAUUGUGCUCAUGGCAGGAAACUGAGGAAAAAAAAAAAGAGGUGAGCAUGUUUACAUAUAGUGAGUCCCACGUAUGAAUAUGCAUAAAUUAAUAGUAUUCCCCUUGUUACCACAGCAUUCGAAUGCCUACCACAGUAAACUGGAUAUGGACACACUGCAUUAUCCUGGCAAAUGCCACUCUAUCCAAGAUAAUUUGCAUUGUUAUAAUCAGGCUAUAAAAGUGUAUCUAUGCUACUUUAAAAAGGAUAUGAUGUUUACAUGCUCAAAAUUAUAAAUCAGAAUUUUUGAUAAUUGCUGAUAUUACCAGCAUAUUGAUACACAUGUAAACACACCCACAGAGUGUUUUUAAACCAAGUGGUCACUCCCCAGUGGCACCCUCUUGUUGCCACAGGUUUCUUUCUUUACCAGACUGGAACCAACAAGUGGGUAACUCCUUUUUGUAGAGUACCAGGAUGUUGCGCUACUUCAGUAUCGCCACGUUGCUUUCCAUUUCUACUUAAAAGAGAAAAAAAACUGUUUACGGUAAACUUGUGCCUAAUUCUGUUCUGAGUAAACAAAAACAAACAACUGGUUCAGCAGACACACCGUGUUGCUCUGUCUUAAAACAAACUUGUGGCCUUUUUGGAAAGCCUGUAAUUAACUGACAACACUAUCAACAAAUCCAGAUCUUGGCUUGAAAGAACACAAGCUGACAGACUGAAGUCUUAAUGUAUUUGUCUAAGUUCAAUCUCUUAAACGCAUCUCGGUGGAACAAAGAUUAUAUCACAGGGAUGUUCUCUUUUGCUUAUUUUGUUGAGCCUUUCACAAGUAUUUACCACCUACUGUUUUAUCUUUUUAAUGCAGAACACUCCCAUUUUCAUAUUUUUUCCUCUCGCUUUAUUUUAUUUUUUUUAUUCUUUUAUAUCUCGAUUACAUCCUGGUUUGGGAAACCAUGUGCUGGUUUUCAGCCAGGAAGAAAUGCACAGCUUGUACCUUUGGUAACAUUCCUCCUCCCCUGUAUUGCAGUUACUUUUGUAAAUGGUAUAAGUUUGGCCAAUUAAUACUUGAUCCUCACCUGGGAGCCAAAAAAGAUGAGAUUCUGUCAAACUAUACUGUGAAGACAGAUGUAAUCUGGAACAAAUCCCCGUACUGUACAGACAGGCUGCUGACUUUUCAGCCAUCUCAGUCGUGUCCUUUUCUUUCACUUGAAUGUUCUUUCCCUUGGAUUGCUCCACCCUGUGGCCAUCUCGUCACAGCCAUUUUGUGUCCUUGUUGGUAAGCAGUCCGCAAAAUAAUUCCAUUGGGAUGCAAAAUUUGAGAUGGCGCACCCCCUCCCCCCCAAAUCACUUUACUGUUUUUAUUUAAUCCCAUGUUUCAUCUACCAGGCCUAUGCAAAAAUCGUCUCAGUAUCCUCCAGUAGCUACUGGAGGAAGCACUAGAUAAAUUAAACUCCCUGGGUUUUAUUUACAGAUCUCAAACAAUUUUUGGACUUAAACUCCUGGACAGACAUAUCCCUUAUGUGUUUUUUUCCUACUACAUUUCAGUCGGGGUUAACCUUCAUUACCUGCUUUAAUGCACUGAAGAGAUGUUUCAAUGGUACACACUUUGCUUCUUAUGUUUCAUCGGCUCCUUCUGCUAUUGUCCUGUGCCCAGCUAAGCACAGCCUUCCCCAUACCUUAUCACACUAUUGACUGGUUGGGACUCCAGACACAUUCAGAUUUUUCGUUUGUUUGCUUGUGCAUCUGUCCACUCUUCUUCCUGGAAAGUGAAGAAAAGGUACAAAUUGGUGGAAAUCAUCUCAAAUCUUAGCUUUAAACACCAGUGUUUCUUCAGACUUUGUUUUACAGGAUUGAAUGAGUUGAUGGACUUUUCAAAGGUGAACCAGCUGGAAUGAUUUCAUCUUGGAGUGUGCCGACACUACAUAAGGUCAAUACUGUUGCUUUACUGCGUGGACUCUGGACCUCAGUCCCCCUUGCAUUCCAGCUGUGAACAGUAUUUGGGAGUUAUUUCAUCGCUUAGCCCUGUUUCUUAAAUAUCUUCUCUUACAUGGAUCUUUGAGCUUUCUUGGGGAAAUGGAACCAAAUGUGUCCCAAAAGUGCAAAAAACCCAUCUGCUUCUGCUCCCUCGGGUCUUCUAUCCGUCCUUUUAUUUUACUUCUCGCAGCUCUACAAAGGGUCGAUCUCUCUUUGCUCUCUUUCUCUCUCUGAGGGAAUGCAAUACACUGUCAGCCCUCAGUUUGACAUGAAUCUAUUGACAUUUUUGUGUGUAUGUAUUAUAUAAUAUUACUGUUAAUGACUGAUAAAUAUACAGAACUUAUUUUUAUUUUGUUACAUUUCAUAUAUAUACAUAAAUAUAUCUAUAUUAAAAUGUUUACAAUAAGAUUUUUUAAUUCUUUUUUUUUUUUUUUUUUUUACUUUUCUCUGAGUGAUAAAGUGAAUGAAGAGUUGGAAACUGAGAAAUGUUGCAGAAGAGUGUCAAUGCUAUCUGCUUGUAGUCUAGUUAUUAGUUUACAGUAUUGAUGAUAAUAGUAUUGAUAGCUGCCGUUUAACCUAGUGGAAAAUGGAAUGUGCAUCACGAGCAUGUCUUCAUAAUGUACCGCCAAUGUAAAACAUCACACUGCAACUGUAAAAAGGCCAAGGAUUCAAGCUGCCUGUCAUGUCUGUACGCCACCAAAUUAAGAACGGUAUACUGUAAAACGUAUCUUAGAUUAUCUAUAUAUAAAUACAUAUGUUGUUAAGCUGUACCAACAGUUCAAAGUAUUUGCUAAUUUUACUACACUUUUGUUAUGUAUAUGUGGGGGGAGUCUUAUGGCAUAUAAAUUCUUCAAAUUGAGUCAGGAGUUUAAAAGCAGACUAUAUUUUAUAACGGCCUUUUAAGUUAUUGCGGCCAAAGCACUGAUAUUAUAUAUUUGCUGUAAAGAGAAUUUAAGAGUUUUAUUUUUCUGAUAUUAAAGUUACUUAAUAAAGACUGUUUCAUUUA